Molecule: messenger RNA, 2228 nt
Organism: Momordica charantia (bitter melon)
Lineage: Eukaryota; Viridiplantae; Streptophyta; Magnoliopsida; Cucurbitales; Cucurbitaceae
Cellular component (GO): nucleus
Molecular function (GO): DNA-binding transcription factor activity
Source: RefSeq, a predicted model, not a curated record
UCUGGUUACAAAACCACGUGUAUAGACAAGAGAGAGAAGAGAGAGAGAGAGAAGAGGAAGAGAUAUUCUUGGAGGCAAAAGAUGUUGGUUUUUGGUGUUUUCUUAAAAGCAAACAAAAGAGGGAAAAACCAGAUCUCUCCAUUAGAAACACUUCCAUGAUCUGGAAAGCUCUCAUUUUUCAUAUAUAAAUUUUUUCUCCUUCAAGUUCAAGGUCUUUUGUUCAGAUUCAAAGUCUUCGACUUUGGUUUUUACUGUCUUUUGGCAGAACCCUAGUCCCCCCCACCACCUUCUUCAUCAAAUUCUUACACAUAACCAAAAAAACCAAGUUUUUUUUAGCUCUUUCCUCUGCAAGAAAAAAGUAAACUUUAAAAAUCCCUUGGUCUUUACUUGUUUGUUCUUGUCCAUACCAUCUUCAAUCACCUCCUAAAUAAGAAAGAAAGAAAAAAAAACCAUGUCAAGUAAUCCCUUUUCUCUUCUCUCUUCGGCACCGACCGCGUUCGCUCCACAACAAGAUGCAAACCCUGACCCUAACUCUAAACCGAAACCCUCCGCUGCGGCGAAGAAGAAGAGAAACCUCCCCGGAAACCCAGAUCCGGAUGCGGAGGUCAUCGCUCUAUCGCCUAAGUCUCUCAUGGCGACGAACAGAUUCAUCUGCGAAAUAUGCAACAAGGGGUUUCAGAGAGAUCAGAACCUGCAGCUUCACCGACGAGGGCACAACCUGCCGUGGAAGCUGCGGCAGCGGACAAACAAGGAGCCGAUCAAGAAGAAGGUGUAUAUCUGCCCGGAGAAGACGUGCGUCCACCACGACCCGUCGCGGGCCCUUGGCGACCUCACCGGAAUAAAGAAACACUUCAGCCGGAAACACGGCGAGAAGAAGUGGAAAUGCGAUAAGUGUUCCAAGAAAUAUGCUGUUCAAUCUGAUUGGAAAGCUCACUCCAAAACUUGUGGGACAAGAGAAUAUAAGUGCGAUUGUGGAACACUUUUUUCCAGGAAAGAUAGCUUCAUAACCCACAGAGCAUUUUGCGAUGCCUUAGCUGAAGAAAGUGCAAGAAUCACAACAGUUUCUGCAACAAAUAUUCUCAAUAAUCUCAGAAACGAUUCAAUUCUUCUUCAUCAACAAGAUCCUCACCAAUCUCUCGUUGAUCCUCACUCCAAUAAUAAUAACAAUAAUAAUCAUAAUCAUAAUAAUCUUCAAUCUCUUGGAGACGUUUCAGGGCUUUCCCAAUUCAGCCAUUCAGAUUUUCUGAGAGAUUUAGAAGAUCAGCAACACAAGAACAGAUCCCCUUUGUCCCUCUGGUUGAACCAAGCUUCUGCUGAAACUGCGAUCAACAACAACAACAUUUCUAGCUUUUUCGGGUCGUCGUCUUCUUCUUCCAAUCUUUUUGGAUCGAUCAACGAGAGCGGGAUAUCGGGGCUCUCAGUGCUCCCGGUGAUUGACAAGGAAGAUGUUGAGAACAAGGCGAGUUUGUCGAAAGCUACCGCGGCAGCGUUAUUAUCGGGUCAAUCUUCUCAGUCCGUCGUUUCUUCUUCUUCUCCGAUGUCGGCCACUGCCCUUCUGCAGAAAGCUGCCCUUAUGGGCUCAACGAGGAGCAACAACAAUAACUCAUCGCUCUUCGGAGCAGGCGGUUUUGGAGUAAUGAGCUCGUCGUCGUCGGCAUCUUCUUCGUCGUCAUCGUCAUCUUCUAAUGCGGUGAGCUUGAACUCUCUCAACAAAACUAGGAGCCUGACAAUGGCCGACUCAAUGCAGAUGGUCGGGAGCUCCGACUUGAGUUCAAAUUGCCUCAGCCAAGUUUUACUGUCCAACGGUAAUAACGGAAUGAGAAGUAAUGGUCAAACGCGAGACUUCCUCGGCGUGGGAGGAUCAGGGGAAGCUCCCCGGCCACCGUUCCUCCCACCGGAGCUGGCAAAGUUCGCCGCCAUAAACUCAACCAUGGGGCUAAGCCAAUUCGCCGCCAACCACUGAAACCCCAUAAUUUUCCGAUCAAGUUUAAACCAAAUAUUGAAGAAUUUUAACAGGGCAGGGCGGCGGAAGAAGCGGUCAGAGGAGGGGCCGCCGGCGGGGCCACCGGUGAAUGUUUAAAGUUUGACAGAUUUAAUUCAGAAAAAAAGUUAGAAAAAAUGAGUGAUGCAUGUAACUCUUUUUCUUCCUGUUAUUUUAUAUGUUGUCCUCUGAACCUUUUUUUUCCCUUUUUUUAAAAUUUAUUUAUCGUAAUUUCGCUUUCAAAUUA